This is a messenger RNA of Linum trigynum, 6393 nucleotides long. The record is from the annotation of a GenBank genome assembly. Lineage: Eukaryota; Viridiplantae; Streptophyta; Magnoliopsida; Malpighiales; Linaceae.
GAUAGUGAAAUUUAAAAAAUAACAAUAUGACAAGCAUUAUUUUUCAAGUGUUAUCAGAUAAUCUCACACUCAAAGACAAUCAGCCACCACGCGCCACAAUUGGAUGACUUAGAAAACUUUGGUGGGCUAAAAAUGUAACUUCCAUGGAUAUUCGAGUGGGCUCUAAUAUUGUGGGCCUUCUGCCUGUCUAUUUCAGUAUUGGGGUCUUUUGGCCCAAUGGACCGACCUUUUUUUUUUGUAAAGACUGAUCCACAUUAUUAUUGUAUUUCCCCCUUCUUUUUGGCAGGGAUGGCGUUUCUAUGAGUGAAGUUAGUUGGACAAAAGUGUUAAGGUGACAUUAGAUAAUGGAGUAGUCUACUUGUGGAUAAUGGAGUAGGCCAAUACUAUGGUGUCGCUAUAAAAACUGCGGCACUGGUAACACAACUUUUCAUUGGUCCACGUGGCCAUGAUGUGGCAUCGAUUUUGUUUGCUAAAUACCAACCGAACCCCCAGUGGCCCAUGAGAAAUGGUCCAAACCGUCUGUCUCAAAGUAACGGAGAAAGGUUCCCCGUCAAACAAUCUGUCUUUGUUUUUAUUGUAAUUAAUUUAUUAAAUUCAAAUUCAAGGAACAUUUAUUCCGCAGAAUAGAAACGAGUUGACUAUUGAACAACACUUCCUCGAUCUCCCUUGCCAGCGGCUUCUACCAAAUCACUCCCAGUGACUUGCCCGUCGAUCCCAUCGCCUCGCCCACACUGUUUCCUCCUAAAUUGGUUAUGUAGAACAGAGGCAAAGAAACCCCUCGUCUUCCACCUUGAUGAAAUAGCGCCGCCGCCAAAGUACCAGACUAUCCUAGGUCAAAGACGAAGAGAGCCCCCCCUCCUCCGCGUUGCUUCCCCGUUGAAAUCGUCGAAACCAAGUUGUAGGAGGUGUUGAGUUCCCCACCAAUGAAAGGGUUGGCUUCAGGUACUUCGAUUAAUGUGUCUUUGAAGAGGUAGGUAGGUGAAUCUAGAUGCCGCCCUUUUUGUACCUUUACUCUUUACCCUGCUUCCAAAACACUUGCUUCAAGCGUUUGCAAACUAUAUAUCCAUGCAAAUAUCAACUCGAUUUUGUCAUCAAACUUUAAUGUGUUUGUGACUAUGAAUUGUGAUGUUUGUGAAAUGCUUCUGAUUGACAAUCAAUCUAAUCUGGUAUACUUGUUUGUGUUCCUUUGGUCUGCAGUAUAACCGGAUUUAGUCCCGGGGGACGAGCUAUGAGCCAAACAGAAACUGUAUUAGAUAUUUUCCACCUAUUUUGAAAGGAAAAUUAAGCAGUCAACUACUUGGUCAUUCAUGUUUAUCUGCAUGUUUUGUUUAUAUGAUAAUUGUAAUAAUUGAUGAUGAAGCGAAAUAAUGCAUCAUAUAUAGGAAAGGAGUUUUUAACCUGUGUUUUCUUUUGUUUUGUUUUGUUAUGUUAGUCAUGUUUAUAUUGUGUCCCGCCAUAGAAGAUUUCUUCUAUAUAUCAAUCAAGUCGAAAGAAACCCUCAAGUGGCCAGAGACGCACUAGAGUAGAGUGGAGUUGAGAGGUUUCACCGACUGUUGCAGUCCUCAUCGUGGUAUGUAAAUUAGGAGAAACUUACCUUACUAUUUUUUGUAACUCCAUCAAGAUAGUCGCCGAGUCUCAUUUCUAUUGGUAAUAAAGAUUAUACCUUUUUGGUCCCAAAGUUUGAAACAUACAAGAUUUUCUUAGUGUUUGCUUCUAUGUUCUACCUCCAAAGUAAAGGUGCACAAGCAUUCAGAUACAAUUAAACCACCAUCCAAGAAUCACUAUCUCACGUCAGCACCAGUUUACUACCUUCCAUGGGUAUUUGCUAUUCCCCCUUUCAGCUGCAUUUCACCAAUGCACCUGUAAAUCACUAUCAUAUACUCAAAUAUGCUUAUUCAAUUCAUGAAUUUGAUCUUUCAAGGCAAAAAAAGUAUCAACAAGUCAACUCCCCACAAAAGUUUCCUAACAUCUGGUACAACAUUUUGACAAAAAAUUGUCCAUCACUUGAGGUAAGUAGAUCAUCUACUUGUGUGAGGAUAACUAGUGAAACCAGAUUGGUAUCUCUCUUCUGCAACCUAACGCAGCCAAGGAAAAAGUAGAGAAUGAAGUAAUCAAAUCUCAAUCCGUUCACUAUUACAAUUUACAACAUAUAAUAACAAAACGAUAAUAAACACAGCUGAUCAAGGCAUAGAGAAAGAGGCAAUCAAAGCCAGAACUUUGCUUGAGGAGAAGAUAAAAAUAAGCUCCAGAAGCAGCAACAAAUGUUCAACAUAAUUUUGCACCUGAAACUAGGGGUGGGCAACGGGAAACGGGUAUUUGGGUAUACCCGUACCCGUCCCGUUUUUUAAGGGUUACGGGUACCCAUAUUACCCGUAAUAUUAUAAACGGAUGGGACUUGGGAUUGUACAUUCUUAAUAUGGGUACCCGCGGGUUAUCCGCGAAUACCCGUUUGGGUAAUAUGGGCACCCGUUAUACCCAUUCAAUACAAAGGCAGCCCAACCCAAUUCAGAACCCAUUGGCCUUUUCGGCCCUCACCCUUGCAAUUUCAAUUCCAUUUGCCAUUUGGGCCUAGGACCCUUACCCUUUCAGUGAGACUCAACUUCUCUGCUAUAGAUUUUAGCUUCCCAUGAACCUAAAAAUUUGGAUACUUUCUGCAUUCAGCAACACAAGAAAAGUAGCAGCAUGCCUCCCGUUUGGUUGUGUUGAAUGAAACUUCUUAUUUGAUAAUUUGGUGCUUGGAAUGAUUUAUUUCUAUGUGUUUUGAUUGUUCAUGAAUGUGUUAUUUGCAAACCGAGUAUUUGUGAUUGGGAUGUAUUUUGUGUCUUGUGAUUGUUAAACAAAUACAAGUUAAGUUUAAACUUUUGUUAAAAGUUUAGUGGUUUAAAUUUUGGGUAUUUAUGGGUAGUAUGGGUACCCGUUAUCCGUCCCGUACGGGAAAUGGGUACCCGUUUCCCAUAUGGGUUUGGGAUAUGGGAUGGACUUUGGUCUCCAAACGGGACUGGAUACCCGUUUAAAACGGGACGGGUAUCCCGUCCCGUCCCGUUGCCCACCCCUACCUGAAACUGAAAUUAGAGAAAAUAGAUCAUGAUCUUAUCUAGACUAAGUUGCUUAACCAAAUCAUUGGCAACCAAGUUUUUUCUGAAGCUGUAAAUAACAUAGUGAUGAGUUCAAGAUGAAAAUUUUAUCAAUGCUUCCUUUCUUGACCUCUCAUGUUCCCAGUUAACAAAUGGUCCCAACUCAAACAUUACAAUAAUCGAUGAAGGAUUUCAGUGGAAGCAUUUGGUAGAGCCUAAAGAUUGGAUUGACGAUGGAGAAGUCAUUGGAAGUGAUUUUGAAGCCUCCACCGGAAAGGGAUACCGAGGAGAAGACGAUUUCCUUUUUGGGUUUAUUUUCUUCUCCCUUGUUCCUGCCGAAUAAAAAAUAUUAACAGUUAUAUCAAUUGUAAAUUAAUCAAUAAAAAAUAAAUAGUAAAAUGCAAAAGACUGAGACCAUAUUCCGUUUGUUUGGAUACAUGGGGUUUGGGCCAGGUCUAAUGGAUCGGGCUUGGAAGUGAGGUUGAACCAAUCCACUUUGCGCCACAUCAUUGUCCGCGUGAACCAAUUAAAAAUCGCGUCACCGGUACCGCAUUUUUUACAGCGGCACCUUAGUAUUGGCCUAUUAUUGUAUUUCCCCCUUCUUUUUGGCAGGGAUGGCGUUUCUAUGAGUGAAGUUAGUUGGACAAAAGUGUUAAGGUGACAUUAGAUAAUGGAGUAGUCUACUUGUGGAUAAUUAAAUAGCACGUAGUUGGCGCAUGAAAAGUGAAGGAACUAACUAAAGCAUCGAAUAUAUAUUUAUUGAAGCUCAAGCAACAACAAUCAAACAUAACUACCGGCAUUUUAUCAUAUGAACUUGAUUUUCGCAAAUUAAACUCAUUUGACGAGGCAACCUCAGAUUUUUAUUUUAGUAAACAAAUCGAACUCGAGCUUUCCUAUUAAAGUAUGCGUCAAACUCGAGCCGAGCUCAAAGUUGAUAUUCUUUUACGAGUAGAGUCCGAAACCAUGGCAGGCUUGGCUCGGAUCUCAACAACCCUAGUUAUAUGCUUGGUUUUAAGUUGUUUAGCUGAAGUAUAAUUUGACUUGCACUCGGCAAAUCAAAACCAAUUAUAUUGUAGUAAAUCCGAGGUGACCCAAACGAGAAGACAUGAUAAAUUAUUCCUGGGGGAUAAUUUGACAAGCAUGCGAUCAAUUAACUCAUUUUUAAAAUACAUAUUUUCGAUAUUACAGUGUUUGUUCUCAUUAGAACGUUAUCUAUUUUGUUUCCCACGAAAUUACAUAAAAUUAAAAUGUCACAUUUUCUAUAAAUCAAUCUCUACAUCGAUUCUUUCAAUCCUACCCCAUAAAAUACACAAAUUCUCGAAAUCCUAUUAUACGCAAAAAAAAAAAAAAAACCUUUCUUUCAUUUACAAUUCCAGUCAAAUGAAACUUUAGCAAAUAGCCGCGGAAAUCUUAUAGAAACAGGGGAGUGGGGACACCCGAGGGAAGAAGAAAGGGCAAAGAAAAUGGCUGUAGGGUCAGUCAGCGUUCUCCGUUUUUGCCGAGAGCCUCAGCCACUUAGCGCCCUCUGUCCCGCACACACUCUGUUUCUUCGCCUUUAACCAUGGUUAGCCCUAUCCACUAUUACCACUUCUCCUCCCUCUUUCAUUCUCUCUCUCUCUUUCUUUUUCCUUGCUUCUUCUCCCCCUUUCAUCCUUCGCCUGCCAACUUUGUCUAAAAAUUUAGAGCUGGGUUUUCUGUUCACAGUUCGUCUGCAAUCGGUUAUUAGAUACUCAAAUAUAAUUUGAAAGGAGAAGCAGCCGAUUGUUUGUUUCUUGUGCUUCUUCUUCCUCUGUUUUUCAUUUUUUGGUCUGUGUUACUUCUAUACCUGAACUGUUGUCGUUAGUAGUACUGAUUAGACUGAGAGGAGAAGUGCGGGGGGAAAAGGGUUUCUGGGUUCUUUUUGUAUAUGCAUAGGAGGUAGAGGAGGAAAGAUGGUGAAGAAGAAGAAGAAGGCGCAGAAGACCAAGGAAUUAUCAGUAGCCAUAGCAGAGGAUGCAGAGCAGCACCAUCAUCCACCACAAGAAGCAGCAGCUGUUUCUUCGCCGCCUCAGUCUCCAGCUCCCAGAAAGAGAGGCAGGCCACGCAAAAUUUUUGUUGCUGCUGAGCAAACAACAGCCGCCAACAAUAGUAAUGAGCCAGGAGAAGCAGAAGGAGAAGAAGAGUCGACUAAGCGGCUCAAAGUUGUGAGCGAGAAGAAAGGAGAAGCUGGAUUAGAAGUGGAACAAAAAGCUACUGCUGCUGUUAGGAGAAGCAGGCGCAGGAAGAGCAAACCCAGAAAGAGCAGCUGAUAUGUAAUAUAUCACAACACCACCAAAAAAAAAACACAAAUCUGUUUUGCUUUCUUUUUCUUUUGCUGUGGUGGUCAUCUGUGAAUUAGUAGGUUCAUGUAGCAGCAAAAAAAUUUAAGAGAAGGUGGAUUCUGGAUUGCUUAUUUUCGUCUCUUUUCCAAUUUCUCACGACAGGGUAACACUUCAACAACAGGGGGGGUAGUGAUAUGAAUGUUUAGGAAAAACAGAGGAGCUAGCUGGCGGCGGAAAGGUGAGGAAAGGGGGAAGCUUUUCCUUUGGCUAAGCGUUUGGGUCGACCCGGAAACUCAAUACAUGCAAAAAACCCGACCCAAUUGCCAGGGAGGAAGAAGAAGAGACAGCCUGCGACUACGAGAGGUUUGCUUUAGCCAACUGGGAUUGGCCAAUUGCUUGCUGAGUGGGACAACAGAUGGAUAGGGAAGCAGGGCCCAUAUCCAUUACCCGUCCAAUCCACCAAGGAUUAAAAAACCGUAACGUACUGCAGUUGGACAAGAACUUAGCGGUAUGAAACAGUUGAACCACGAUUUCAACAUAAAGCUACCUUGUCGUUAUUUUUCCGGUACAACCUCCAAUACGGUUUUAUACAAUCCUUAGUGAAAACUUGUAAUACCCUUCAUCAACUUGGCACAGUGCAGAGGCCAUAAAAUACCAUCAAUCCAAAUCAUCAUCAUUUUCCCUUGAAGUUGAGGAUGGUGAAAACUGGAGAGACGGAACUUGAGGAAUCAAUAGAACAAGCCAAGAAAAGUGACAACAUGCAUGGCGACCAAAAGCAUGGCUGAAAUCUGUCAGCAGCUUCCCUGCCUCAAAUCUAGUCAAUUUGAACAAACCAAUCAUGUCUGACACCCUCAACUUCAGGCAGAAACACCAAAAAUGCAAAAUUUCCGUUCCAUGGGUAGCUGAUGUGUGCACGGGCAUUGUAGAGUCUACAUGCCACUUGAAAGUAUUCUUACUAAGCUAUGAUCACAGAAAGGGUCUUACUACAGACCACAACAGAAUAUAUGAUCUCCGCAUCA